Messenger RNA from Moneuplotes crassus, 1150 nucleotides. The record is from the annotation of a GenBank genome assembly. NCBI's taxonomy places the organism in Eukaryota, Ciliophora, Spirotrichea, Euplotida, Euplotidae.
AGAAGAAAUGCCAAGACGUCUUCCAGUGAAGCCAGAUAGGUUCCUAGGGAAUUUAUUUAUCCUUUUAGUCUUUAUGGCACUUAUUGUAGUGUAUUAUAGCGUAAUCAUUGAGACUCUAGGGCCAAAACUAUUGACAAGUAUUCCAGCGAAGCUCUUAACUCUAAUUUAUCACUAUUUUGUUGCUAUGUUACUCUGGUGCCUCUUCCAGACAAUAAUGGGAGAUCCAGGACAAGUGCCUACAUUUUGGGGGUUUCAUUUCGGAGACCAUGAGUCCAAAAGAAAGCGAUAUUGAUUAAUGUGAAACGUAUUCAAGCCAGAAAGAUGCCACCAUUGCUCAACAUGAAACAGGUGUGUCCUUAAUAUGGACCAUCAUUGACCUUGGGUUAACAAUUGCAUUGGCUUUUGGAACAGAAAACAGUUUGUCCUACUCCUAGUGUAUGUACUGAUCUGAGCCUACCUCUCAUUUCCAAUAUUGACCUGGGAGCUAUACAACAGACUUCCAGUGGAGUAUGAAAAGUUUUCAAGAGAAACUACAAACUAUAUAGGAUUCCUGCCACUUGCAGUGACUCUGUUUGGGUGGGUAAUCACUGGUGCUGCUUCUUAUCUGAUGACUAACUUCCUCAGGUUUCAUAUUGAGCUGAUCUUAAGCAAUAAAACAACUAUUGAAUUUUUAGAGAAGAAAGGUGAGGAGUUUGAAUCCCAAUAUUGACUUUCUCCAAAAGAAAACUGGGAACAAGUCUUUGGCUCGAAUAAGUUGCUCUGGUUCUUCCCAGUUUCUUGGGCUUCAGGUCAUCCAAUGGGGGAUGGGAUCUACUGGCCUUUAGCUUCUGAUAUGCUUCCAAGUAGCCAUACCUCUCAACAAGAAGGUAGCCAGGAGACUAAGCGCCAUGAAUCUGAGAAUAAGGCAUUAAUGAACCAACAUAAUAGUGUGAAGCCAGAUUCGAGUCGCUAUGCUAAUUCAGCAAGAAAUCUUAGUGAUAAUAAGGAGAAUAGUUACAACCCAAAUAUAAAUUCUGAUCGAGAGAAGGUCCAGAGACCACCUCUCGAAAGUCGUAUUGACACUGUCAUCAAGCAGAAGGAUGCGAACACUCUUAUUGUACAUAGCCAGGAUAGGAACCAAACCUUGAAGAAUUCCUUAAUGAAGAAAUAA